UUAACUUCUGCUCCCUCCGGAAGCUCCUACACUAGCAAAACGCUUUGCUCUUUGUGCUUCGUGGCAGAGGAAAAUAAAAAUAAAACAAUUAAAAAAAAAAAGAUUCCCCCUCCACCCAUGCUCCAGCCCUGACAUCGAUUUUGCUGCAGGGAGAAAUUUAAAGCGAAGGACAGCAUUUUGCAAAAUGCAGUAUUUUCUUGACAGCAGUAAGAGGGAUGGUUUGGCACCGCGAUCCUUCCGGCGUAUCCUACCAAAUUGAGGAUUUCCCCUGCUGUCACAGAAUCACCAAGUCAGAUGAUGAGACUUACCCGUUGGGAGAAAAAUUCCCCACUUGCUUCAGGGAAUUCCAAUUAAAAACGUUCCGAAAUGAGGAAUUUCUGACCUCGGAUAGAAGCGGGACCGCGGGCCGAGAUUCGGGCAGGAGGGGAUGAAGAUGUCUGAUCUUCUUUGAGGACAUCCAAGAAGCCAACAUGGAUAAAAUUCUGGAAGCCAUCCUGGCCUCUUCCUACCCCGAUCACAUGAAACAAGGUCUGGUGAGGCGUAUCAUAGAGGCUUUGAAGAGGACCAUGGACACCGAACAGUGUUGGUCAAUGCUGGAACUUUCCACCAAACUUUUCCUCUUGGGCGAUACCAAAUUCAAGAGGUCCGUGGGCAAGGAGAUCCUGGAAGUCUGUGGACUUUACCACCAAGAGGCCUUUGAAGAAUUCUUCAACGCUCAGUUCCUCCUAAGUCUUCUCCAAGAAGGCUAUGGACCUCUCGGGAAGAGAAGCUUGUACGUCUUUGAUUACAUCCAUCUCGGAUUGCCCUUCGUUAUGGACGGCCCUUCGGCCAACGACGUCUUCAGUCUACUGAGGACGGAAGUCCUACGGAAGAUCUGUGAGAGGCCGGGCCUGAAGCAAUGUGUGAAGAUCAGUAAGCUCUUAACUCACUACCCGCUGUGUGUGCCCACCGGCAAACGCCAAACCCUUUUUUGCCAACAACUGAUACGAUGCAUCGGGCAGUUCCAUACCAGCUCCGGACGGGAAGACGCCAUUAUGGAAUUUUUAGACCAGGUGAUCCAAGUCACCCUUUUGCUGCAGAAAAUCUGGAAAACUCAGAUGACCUCCAUCCUCCCUUCUCUGAAGGAACUCUUCACCAUCAUAUCGACCAUAGAAGACCAGGAUCCCUCGAUUGCCUUAGCCAGCGUGGUCCAGUACGUUCCUCUGGAGCUGAUGGACGGCAUCCUAAGAAACCUCACCAACGACGACAGCAUCACUGACCUUCAGAUGAUGACCGCGAUUGGAAGGAUGAUUGAAUGGGUCUCCUGGCCCCUGGGGAAGAACUUAGACAAAUGGAUCAUCGCCUUGCUGAAGAAUUUGGCGGCAGUGAAGAGGUUCAGCAUCCUGAUGGAAGUCACGCUUUCCAAAAUUGAGCGCGUGUUUUCCAAGCUGCUCUACCCUAUUCUGAGAGAGGGGGCUGUCUCUAUUCUGCGUUACAUGUUGCUGAGUUUCCAACACUCUCACGAAGCAUUUCAUCUGCUUCUGCCACAUAUACCCAGAGUGGUGGCAGCGCUUCAAAAGGAAAACUCCAAUUCGGCAUCCCGGUGUUUGGACCAGCUGGCCGAAUUGAUCCACUGCAUGUUUUUCUGCUUCUCGGGAUUUCCAGAUCUCUACGAACCUCUGGUGGAAGCCAUAAAAGCUGUCCCAAUUCCUAACGAAGAUCGCAUUAAGCAUCUGCUUGGGCAGAAUGCUUGGACCUCCCAGAAAAACGAGCUGGCCAACCUCUAUCCUCGCUUGGCCUCCAAAUCGGACACCGGGAAGAUUGGCUUAAUUAACCUGGGGAACACCUGCUACAUGAACAGCAUCCUCCAGGCUCUCUUCAUGGCCUCAGACUUCAGGCGGUCGGUGCUGAAUUUAGCCGAGAACAACUCCCAGCCUCUGGCGGCAAAACUACAAUGGCUCUUUGCCUUUUUAGAGCACAGCCAGCGGCCUGCAAUUUCUCCUGAAAAUUUCCUUUUGGCUUCGUGGCCGCCCUGGUUCUCCCGCGGAGCCCAGCAGGAUUGCUCUGAGUAUCUGAAAUACCUGCUGGAUCGUCUUCAUGAGGAAGAGAGAACUGGUAGAAGGAUCUGUCAAAAACUCAAGGCCUGUUCCUUGGUGUCUCCUGGCGACCGUCAGCCCUCCGUGAACAAAACCCUGGUGGAAGAGAUGUUUGGUGGCAAAAUUAAGACCAAGAUCCGUUGUCUGAAGUGCCUGCAGGUCUCCUCCAGAGAAGAAGCCUUCACAGAUCUCUCCUUAGCUUUUCCACCUGCUGAUGACCACAAGGCCGGACAUGUCAGCAGUGCAUCGAUUAGGUCUGGAGAAGAAACGGGCCCUGAGAUCUCUCCGUCAAGGAUCCAGACUCAAAGCAGUCUAAAGGACUUGCCAGCUAGAUCAGGGAUAUUGAGAGCCCUUGGACAGAAUCCUUCUAAAAGUCCAGCUAGGGAAGAAGUUGUGUCAAAAAUUGUGGAGACUUCUUUCCCCUUGAUAUCCGGGCGAGACUCUGUUGAAGUGAAGCCCAUCAAAGAAUCUGACCUGGCUUUACAGAAGCAAGUUUCUGGCUGUCGGGCUUCCAGAUCUGUCCCGGAUUUGAUCAAUUAUUUCUUAUCACCUGAGAUGCUCACGGCGGAGAAUAAGUAUCACUGUGAGAAUUGCGCCUCCCUUCAGGAUGCCGAGAAGUUGACCGAACUGACCCAAGGGCCUCACUACCUCAUCCUCACCCUGUUGAGGUUCUCCUUUGACCUUGGAAUGAUGAGAAGAAAGAAAAUCCUUGACAACGUCUCGGUCCCAUUGAUCCUCAAGCUGCCGGUCCUGGUGUCUUCUGAUCCAGGGAAGACCUCAGGAUGGACUUCAUCCUGCAAGGACUUCGCUUCAGUGGUGUACGAUCUCUGCAGCGUGGUGGUCCAUUCUGGGGUCUCCUCAGAAAGCGGUCAUUACUACUGCUACGCCAGGGAAUGCGAGGAUCCGGCCACGGAGAGCCCUUGUCAGGACAACACUCGGAACACGGCUUCCACAAAGUCUACCGACGUGGAGAUCCAGUGGUACAUUUUUAACGACACCAGGGUUGUCUUCUCUUCUUUUGAAUCUGUGAGUAACGUGACCUCUUUUCUGCCGAAGGACACGGCUUAUCUGCUCUUUUACCGACAGAGAGGGAGGCAGGCCUCCAACGGAGCUGGUCCGGAGCCCAGUUGGACAAACAGAAGCUUACAUUCUCCAGAUAAGAACUUGAUGGAUGCCAUUGCCAAGGACAACAUCUUAUUCUUGCAGGAACAAGAAAAAGAAGCCAGAAACAGGAACGCUUACAUUUCGGCUUUACCGAAAUCUUCCGUUUGGUGGAAAGACCUUGAUAGAGAUAACCACGAUGAUGAGGAUGAUGAAGGUGCCACAGGGGGGUGCAGCCAUGACCCCCGUGGUGGAGGAUCGGGGUCUUUCCAUGGACUGGUCUUCUAGCCCUUGUGCCCAAAGCAAAUGGUUAAUCCUGCAAUCAUCAAGUACGGAUUCCUUUCCCUUGACCUUGUGGCCUUGGAAGUCUAACCAGGAUUAGUUGUCUACUCUUCCCCAAAACUAUGGAAAAUGAUGUUUUCUGGAACAACUGUAAUCAGGGCACCCUCCACCUGUCAUAAAAUUGCACUUCCUGGAAGUAGCAGGAAGAAGGUGCCACAGCUUUAACUUUCACGGCCGACCAACGUCCCCCUCUCGGUGAAGAGGGGGGGCAACGUUCGUUGUGACCUCCUUAGUGGAGGUCAAUUGGGCAAUUAAUUUUCUCUAGGGCCACAUGACAGACUGGGAUUUGUGGAGGGCUGAACAAAUAGGGCUGUGAAGGUGUGUAGGCACGUGUGCACGCGCCUACACAAAGGCUAUUCUCCAAAGCACCUGCAGGCAGGACAAGACGCAAAGGAAGGAAAGUCAUCAAGGAGAGACGCAACCUGGAAUUUCCUGACAGCGAGAACAAUUAACCAGUGGAACAGCCUGCCUCCAGAAGCUGUGAAUGCUCCAACGCUGGAAGCCUUUAAGAAGAGAUUGGACAACCAUUUGUCUGAAACGAUAUAGGGUUUACUGCUUGAACAGCAAGCGGUAUAUAAGUCUCAUAAAUAAA
Molecule: messenger RNA, 4110 nt
Organism: Crotalus tigris (Tiger rattlesnake)
Lineage: Eukaryota; Metazoa; Chordata; Lepidosauria; Squamata; Viperidae
Gene: USP35
Product: ubiquitin specific peptidase 35
Exons: 11
Coding region: 471-3464 (997 amino acids)
Biological process (GO): protein deubiquitination
Cellular component (GO): nucleus; cytosol
Molecular function (GO): cysteine-type deubiquitinase activity; cysteine-type endopeptidase activity
Source: RefSeq, a predicted model, not a curated record